AAGGCGAUUAGUCAAAGCCAACUGGAUGGAGGCGAAUCGAAAGUUUUGAAUCCGACCCCUUGGGCGGAACAAAAUCGAGCUAGUGCCAAUGAGAGAGAGGCACCACAGCAAGUGACUCGUUUUGAAUACCAGAUCAUUAAUGCUAGAUUUAGAUAUAUUGUAAAGAUGUAGGCAUACUUUUUGAGUUUCUGCGCGAGAAAUUGUUUCAGGUUUUGUCCCCUGUACACUUUGGAUGGAUUGAGGAAUGAGUCGUGCGUUAUCAUGAAUCUUGUGACAGGCUCCCCAAAAAAACCUGACAGGCGGAUGCAAGAGCGAGCUCAAGCAAAUGAGAAACUGUUUUACAAGAGAGACGAGGAAUACUGAGUACAUUUCCAUAAAGUGGAUGUACAUUAACAUAUGGCUAGGACGUGUUAAGGGACACAAGCAUCCGGGUUCAUUUGCAUAUAACGAGGUAACAAAUGACAGAACAGGCCAUUAAAAUGACUCUGCGGAUCCAAUGCAAAACCCAAAUACGGCGUCAUUUCGACUCUUUAAGUCAUGAGUUUUGGAAUAGUCUCAAGCAUCCCAACCAAGACACCGAAUUCUCGUAUGGUGAAUCUCCAGCACUUCACAUGGAGCACACAUUAAACCUCCUUUGGUGCUAAGAGAGUUCGUGAUCCAAUACCAAAGGAACGUGGAACCAUGUUGUCCUCGUUAAAGAGCUCGACCACGCCAAUGACCUCGAGAUCGUCGAUCCUGGAGACUUCCGGGGGAAAACGUGAAUCGAAACAUUUCCAGAGCUUACAAAUCUUUACCAGCUAUGCCGAACCUGGUCUGAACGAGUUCCUAACCCGCAAGGAACAGAUCGAAUUGGAGAACAAACAAAAGGAUGAAGAGGAUCGGCUUUACAGAAAGUUUUUGGAAGGUCGCCGGGAAGAAGAGGAAAAGAUCAAAAACAUGGACGAGGAGGAACGAGAAGUCUACUUGUUCCAAUUGAAUCGAGACGAGCGUUCCAAAGUGAUCAAAUUGACGGAAAAACAUUGCAAACAGAUGAUGGAUAUGAUCUACAGGAAAAAGAUGGCUUAUUUUGAGAAGGGCGGGGAUGAAGAUUGGAAAGCCAUCCUGGCCCGAAGCUACCCAAGAGACCCGCCCGAGGUCGAACCUCCCGUCUACAACAAGGAGCAGGUCUAUGAAAACAACUAUGACGUCUUCGAAGAGGUCGAUGCUACGGCCAUUAGGAUUGCUCAUGACGACUACAAGCUUUUUAGCAAUCUAGUCCGAGAUCUCAUCGAGGGCUACACUUCCGAUCUGGAAAAGGCCAGGGUUCUUUUCAGAUAUAUGACCGAACGAAAAUUCAGCCACGAGUCAUGGUUCUUAUAUUACCCCGAAGAGGGCAAUAAACGAGGAGCUCCCACUCAACUGAUGCGAGGAGUCGAAUUUGGACUCGAAACCAAGGCACUUCUGUUCAAGAGAUUGUGCGCCUAUGCUGGACUUCAUUGCUCGGUCAUCAAAGGGUACAGCAAGGCCACGGAUUAUCUUCCAGGAGAGGAAUUCGUGGAUAGCUCAUAUCGAAACAGUUGGAACUCGGUUUUUGUCGCUGGUGGCUGGAGAUUGAUCCAAGCCAAUUGGGGCAUGAUGAGCGUUAAUAACAAGAUGGCGAGGGAGACUCGGCAAAUUUACCAAGACCACUAUUUCCUCACCGACCCAGACAAAUUCAUCUUUGAGUUCUACCCGAUCGACGAGAAAUGGCAGCUCAUGGAACAAUCGAUCACUCUUCAAGAAUUCGAGGAUCUGCCCUUACUCCGCUCCACUUUUUUUCAUUACAACCUCGGCUUAGAGGGCAAUGCGGCCUCGGUUCUGGAUUGCGAUGAAUUGGGCCAAGCGAGAGUGAGGAUCUUGGCCCCACCCGAUGUCAGUUUCCAUUACGAAGUGUCCUUCUUUAAGUCGGGCAACACCGCCGUCACUGUCGAGGGCGAAAUGGGCAAAGUUCCUUUGGGUCGAUUUCUCAUGAUGUCUACGGAGGACGAAAUGACCGUGUUCCAAUUUCACGCCCCUCAGAAAGGGACCUAUCUUUUGGACAUAUUCUGCGCUGUCUCGCCCACCUAUGAGCAGUGUCUAACCGAGGAACCUAUCAAAUAUGUCAAUAUUUGUCGAUUUAAACUCAAUUGCCAUGGAGUGGAUAAGCCUAAUGUUGCUCUUCCGGAUUGUGCCCCAGGAGAAUGGGGUCCAACAAAGGCCGUCAAAUUGAUAGGAUUGAUCCCACUGAGCCAUUUGUACCCAGUCAUCAAUGCGGCUCCCGAUACCAAUGUCAAUCUCAAGGAGGAGAAGCCCUUGACUCUCAACAUGGAGUUUGAAAUGACCAAGCUCAUGUUGGACUUUGUCAUUCGCCUUCAUAAAAAUGGAGAUCGCCCCUACGACGAGAGGGGGAAAAAGCGCGACGCUCGAUACCGAAUUAAGGACGAAAAAUACUUACUAGUGGAUAUCAAGGUCCCUCAAGAAGGUCAAUAUGGAUUGGAUAUCUUUGCCCGAGAGCGUUGGGAAGAAAAAAUGGUGCAUUGCUGCAAAUACCUUAUCAACUGUGAUGUCUAAUCCUCUGAAAAAAAACACAUCAGACCAGUAUCAAGCCAAUCUACUCAUGUUGCGACUUGUCCUUGGGGAAAGUGCCUCUAUGCGGUUGAGUGACCAAAAGAAGGUUGUCAUCCAAGCCUUAUCCCAAUACGGGCGUUAACCAAUGUCGACAGUGAUUAAAAAACAGCACCUUUCGGAAUAUUAAUAAAAACACAUGCCAUGUUAAUAUUGA
Tigriopus californicus is the source of this 2779-nucleotide messenger RNA. RefSeq names its product hillarin-like. Bases 682 to 2568 code for a protein of 628 amino acids. The transcript is spliced from 9 exons. The record is from RefSeq and is a predicted model, not a curated record. NCBI's taxonomy places the organism in Eukaryota, Metazoa, Arthropoda, Copepoda, Harpacticoida, Harpacticidae.